Molecule: messenger RNA, 2538 nt
Organism: Symbiodinium necroappetens
Lineage: Eukaryota; Dinophyceae; Suessiales; Symbiodiniaceae
Source: the annotation of a GenBank genome assembly
GUCGACAAGCAGUGCAGCACCGACCAGGCAACCGUCUUUUCCCGUUUGCCGGAGCGACGACCGACAAAGACGCGCGAAUACGACUGGAAGAUCCGUGCGGCGCGCGGUCACGACGAGAAGGUCGUCAAGGUCGGAGCCAUCUCGAACCGGAAACUGGACAGGGAUCACAUGCGUGCAUGGAAGGCCUUCCUGGAGAAGAUUUCUUUUGAUAUCUUUCUGCCGGACCUGAAGGAAAGUAGAAACAAAAUCGCUGCUGUCAAGAAGGAGCUGCCGAGCACAGGCACGCCGCGUUCGACACCCCGGUCGGACCCGGCACCCCCCUCGGUGGAGCAGCGCUCAGGAGAGCGCUGCGAGUCGGAGCCGAAGGAGACGCCGGGAAGCGGCAACCGGUCGGAGCACUCGACGCCCGUGGAAGCAGCGGAAGGCCAAAGCAACGGCUCGGCGCUGGCCCCCCUCGAAGACGGUCCCGAGCAAGAGCCGCAGUCUGCAUUGAACGAGCUGAACCUCUAUGAGCAGCUCCUAGAUCCGGAAGUCUUGCGGAGGCCCGCCUGGGCCGUGCUGGAGCCAGGCCGAGAGCUGCUCCACGCCCUCCGCGGAAUCCGUGACCUGGAUGUGGUUCCCGUGGACUAUGCGAACGCGCAGUUGUGGAGUGCCACCUUGGAGUACGAAAACCUGCUGAACACCCAGCGGGAUCAGCACGAGGCCGUCCUCAAGCAGAUGGAGGCAGAGAACUUCCGCCUGCGGCAGGCUGUGCAGAUGCUGCAAUCGGGCCGUGGCGACGAGGGCUUCGCAGCGGCCCAGCUGAAGAUGAGGGAGGAGGAGCACCGCCUGGCCUUGGAGGCGAAGCAGCGGGAGAUCGACCUGAUCACCUCACUGGUCCGCGUGAGGGACCAGCAGGUCCGGGAGAUGCAGAAGCUGACAGGUUCAAAGCAGGUGCAUCAGAAGCUUGAGGAGUUACGGUCCGAAAAGGCGCAAGUGGAACAGCUUCUCCUGGCGAAGGAGAAGCAGUUGGCAGCAGUCCAGGCGGUGGACCCCCAGAUGGCGGAUGCCUCCGCGCUGCAGCUCGGAGCGCAGGCCAUCCAGAUGUUCCACGACUCCCUGCGCAUGAAGCAAGACGCUUCGACCUUGGCGCGGGAGAACGAGGAGCUCCGCGGGCAGGUGGACGACCUGCAGGUCCAGCUUCAGGAGGCGCAGGGCAGCAUUACCGAGAAGCGCCGGGAGGUCAAGGAGCUUGCUGCAAACCUUUCCACCAAGAUGAAGCGCAUCAUCGAGCUCGAGGAGCAGGUGGAGCGGAGCCACCGCGAAGGCCGGGCGAUGGCACAGGCCGCCACCUCCAAGCUGGCAAAGGAGGAGAUCGCUGAGCGUGACCGCCGCUUCAUGAAGCAACAGGUGAUCAGUCGCCGUCAUGAAACAUCUGCUGCGGAGCUGCAGCAGCAGGUGGCCGAUCUGCGAUCGCGCCUGGCGCAGGCGGACGCAGCCUUGCGAGGGAUGGCCAGCAGCAACACCUUCAAGGACCGGGUGAUCCACGACAUGACGGAGCAGGAGCUGCUGGGCUCCGGACCGCUCGCGCGUGAGAGGGAGGCAGCGACGCAGUCCGUCGGCUUGCGGCUGCUCCGGGAUGCGGAAGCGGCGAUGCGCUCGCCAUCGCCCUCCGGAGGCACUACCCCCGGCAGCCUGAUCAGCAAGGUUCCAGGUGCCCGCGUUCCCCAGCCUCUUGUGCCACCCGGGGAAUCAGCGCUUCCCUCGCCUUCGGCACCGCCUGCGUUCAGCGGCGCUCCCAGAGAACCCACGGCCACGGCGGGCCAGCGAGGCCCCACGAGUUCGAUAAAUCUGCCGACUGCUGCCAUCGAGACCGUCCUUCUGGCCGAAGCUUACAGGCCGCACCCUGACGAUCCCAUCGAUGAGAAGGCGAGUGGCGUGGCGGGCUUCGCCAACCAGCCGAAGAACAGCGCCAGCAAGGCGCUCUUCUGCCGGUUGGGCCCCGGCAGCUACCUUUUCGGUACCCAGCGGGUCUCGGUGCGGCUAAGCCCAAGGACUGGGGACUUGGAGGCCAGGGCCGGCGGCGACUGGAUGAGCAUCGAGGCUACGGACAAGCACAUGGCUCGGAAUGCUUACGAUCCACUCGUGGGGAAGUUCAUCGACCCCUACAGGGAGGAGCGGCUGAAGAGCAUCGACGACACCCGGGAGGUGGAGAUCGCGAUGCGUGGGAACGCCAAGGUUCCUCCCUCCUACAAGGCGCCUUGUUUAAACAAACUCGAGGCUCAAAUCAAAGAGCCCCGGAUUCGUUUGAGUUCCCACUUGGUAGGCACGGCGGAUCCUGUAUGCCUUUUGCCUCCAGUCGUGCUGGCUGUUCUUGCGGAUGAGGCCAGAUCUGGCUUCAGAGAGCUUGGAGUCUCUUGCUUGGAGGACUUCGCUUUUCUGGUGGCCGAUCCUCGGGAGCUGAAUUCUCGGCUAGUAAUGACGCUAUUGCUUGCUGACCAUAGCCUGGCGAUUGGCAGGAUCUCAGAAUCUCUAAGUCGGCUAGAAGUGCAACAGUGA